AUGGAAGCAAGCUUUGGCGGUACGCCCUCGCUGCAUCGGGAGAUCUCAUCGGUCUGGCGCUCCUCCCGUCCGCCGCCCGAGGUCACCGCCCUUGUCUCGUCCAUGGAGGCCAUCCAAUCAUCGGUCUCGUCGACCUUGGCCUCUUCAGCCGCCCGCUCGCGGGUUGAGGGCGCCCGGCUCGCUACGCUGGUACGAUCGCUCAAGGACGAUCUGGCGGCUGCAGCUGCAGCGGCUCAGCAGGCCGACUCUGAGAAUGCGAGUCUCUCCGCUGACGCCGCCGCUGCCCGAGAUGCGGCGGCGGCGGCCGAGGCCGCUGCUGGCAGGAUGGACGGUCAGCUCAAGGCGGCGCACGCGCGGAUAAGCGGGCUGGAGGAUGCGCUGGACGAGGCCCGCCGCGAGGCUGCCGAGCUCCGCGAUGCCAACCGCGAGCUCGAGUCGGAGCUCCGCGCCACUGUCGGUCCGCUGCGCGAGGAGGUGAGGACGCUCGAGGCUCGCGCAGCCCAAUGGCAGAACGAGUCGCGCGAGGCCGUGCGGGCACUGGAGGCGGCCGGGCAGAGGCAAAAGGCAAAGGCGGCCGACGAGCGCCGCGCCGCCGCAGACGCGGCUGCCGCCGCAGAGUCUGCCUCGCUGGGAGCUGCCAACUCGGACUUGCAUGCACAGCUGACAAGCGCACAGGACGCGCUACAUGAGGCGCGGAUGAGCGCAGCCAACUCGUCGGCGUUGUGCGCCGCCGAAGCCGCCCGUGACGCCGCCCGCGCCGAGGCUAGCCAGUCUGCGGCGGCGCUCGCUGCACUGCGCUCGGAGCGGUCCGACGCCCAGGCCCGGCUUUCGGCCUGCGAGGCCGCGCUCGACCGGGCGCGCGCCGAGGCCGAGACGAUGCGCUCGCAGCUGACAGCGUCCAAGGCACGCAACGAUGAGCUCGCACGUGAGAUGCAGCGCGCGGUGGAGAAGGCGCGGGUGGCAGCAGCGGCCGAGGCUCGGGCUGCCGACGCCGCCUCGGCGGCCAAGAUAGCGGCCGACGGCUCGCGCUCACGUGCCGACGCGCUGGCCAACGAGCGCGACGCCGCCCGUGCCGCCGCCGACGCCGCCUCGGCCGACGCCCGAGCUGCCAAGUCAGAGGCAUCGGCAGCAUCGGCAGCCGCCGCCGCCGACGCUGCCCGGCUCGCCGACGCCCAUGCCCGCAUCGAACGCAUGGCGGCCGACGCCGCCCGCGACCGGGCCUCGCUCAACGAGGCUGCUGACGAGGUGCGCCAGCUCCGCGACGCGCUGGCCCGGGCCAAGGUCCAGAUCGAGCAGCGCGACGUGGCUGUCGCCGAGCUUGCUGCCUUUUGCGACCAGUACAACACCUCUGUUGAGGCGUUGUCGUCGGAACGCGAGUCGCUGGCGUCGGCGGCGUCCGAGGCGAGGCGCGAGGCUGCCACAUCGUCAGCCCUGUUGGCCGAGCGGACCGACGAGCUUGCGUACGCCAACGCCAACGUCGCGCGCAUGCGCCAGGUCAUUGCCCGGCUCAAGGCCUCGGUCGGCUCGCAGAUCGAGGCCAUCAUCACCGACGUUGAGUCGUCGCCGUCGCCGUAAAACCGCAGUCGG
Messenger RNA from Thecamonas trahens ATCC 50062, 1587 nucleotides. RefSeq lists its product as uncharacterized. Lineage: Eukaryota; Apusomonadida; Apusomonadidae. Bases 1 to 1575 code for a protein of 524 amino acids. The record is from RefSeq and is a predicted model, not a curated record. The transcript is spliced from 4 exons.